This is a messenger RNA of Schistosoma rodhaini, 465 nucleotides long. NCBI's taxonomy places the organism in Eukaryota, Metazoa, Platyhelminthes, Trematoda, Strigeidida, Schistosomatidae. The record is from the annotation of a GenBank genome assembly.
CUCGAAUAUCAUAAAAAGAAUGGAAAUCUAAUCUGAAUUCAUUGUCAGUAAACUUAUAUUUUCUGAAUUUGUUCUUCUGUAACUUUUCAAUAUUUUGACACCUUUCUCUUUUCUUGCACUUAAUACUACAUUACUACGAUUAUAUGUUGCUGAAUGAAUCAUUUUUAAAUCCGUUGUUUCCUGUUGUUGAUUUUAUAAUAAGACAUAACUGUACAUGUACAAUGCUAAUGGAAUAUUAUUUAGGGAAAUCACUUUCUAAUUUAAGAAUUAUGAAAAACCACAUUAAAUUUCCCCAUUAUUGUCAGCUAAUGGACAGUAGAUUUCGCUUUUUUCAGAUAAAAAAAGCAAGCAAAGAUACAGAAAAAUAUCGAAAAACAUUACAUGUAAUGAACAGUGUGAAGUUAAAUCUAUCAUACCAUGGAGUUAAGCGUGGUUAUAUUAGUUACAUAUAAGAGGACUUACAGC